This is a messenger RNA of Aspergillus oryzae RIB40, 1320 nucleotides long. RefSeq lists its product as uncharacterized. The coding region runs from base 1 to 1320 and encodes 439 amino acids. The transcript has 4 exons. Gene Ontology annotation, cellular component: mitochondrion. Lineage: Eukaryota; Fungi; Ascomycota; Eurotiomycetes; Eurotiales; Aspergillaceae. The record is from RefSeq and is a predicted model, not a curated record.
AUGCUAUCUCUCCUUAGGAGUUCUAAACGGAUACAGCGUACGCAGCAAAUAGCUCAGAUAUCCCUACUUUGCCGUGACACUCUUUGUGACGUUGCUGCUUCCGCCGGUGGGGACUCAUCUCGUAUCGUAACUAUCGAGAAGCUCGAAGGAGGUUUUAGCAAGGCUCUUCUAAUGAAAAAGGGAAAUGGAAAGGAAGUCAUUGCGAAGCUUCCCUGUCGCAUCGCUGGACCAACCUCCCUUACAACAGCAUGUGAGGUAGGCGUCUUAGAAUAUGUGAGAAAAUAUACGAGUAUUCCUGCCCCACGGGUCUUUUCCUGGUCCUCAGACGAUUCAAAUCCUGUGGGUGCCGAAUAUAUUAUCAUGGAGAAGGUCGCAGGAGUUCCAUUGUUUGAGCAAUGGGGGAAAAUGGCAGAAAUUGAAAAACUGGAGCUUAUUAAAAAUCUAACCAAGCUCGAGGCUCAGCUUGCGGCUAUUCGCUUCCCUGCGUAUGGUGGAUUGUAUCGUCAAGCAGAUGUGAGCAGUUUACAGUGCCAAGAACUUAACGGGAGCAUAUGUAUUGGUCCCUCUUGUGGUCGCUCGUUUAGCACCGACUCAGCUGCGGUCUUAUCCACUCAAAGUGAGAAACUUGAUUAUGGGCCUUUGACCUUCAUAUGGGCAAUAUUUUUGUUGCGCCUGGCGAGAACUCAAAAGAUAGUAUCGCUAAUUGAUUUCCAAUCUUUGUCAGUCCUUCCGCUUUUUCUUCAAGCCCAGUGGCCUGUCUUUCUAAAGCCUCCGCAAAAUUACACUAAAGGGCUUGUGCAACCUAAACUCCCUGGUGAUUUCGAUGAAUUAGACGAAGAAGGUAAAGCUGCUGCUUUACAAGAAUGGUCCCAGUCCAAGCUAGCCAAAGCAUACGAAGUUGCCACAGUCCUUGAAAAUGGAGUUGCACAUAACGCCAUGAAUAUACCCCGUGUUUUUCGAGAACUCUUCAUCCGCUGUGGAGAAGUCUCUGAAGUUGGCGUUGUUCCACUCCGGGAAUGCUUGAUAGAGAUUUUCCGCAACUGGUCAAGUUUGGGCUUCACUGGACAAUGUCCUUAUUCAUUCAGCAAUGAAGAGAUCACCACACACGAGCAUCAAUUUGCUGAAUACCAAGCCUGGGACGAGGUCCAACAACUCGCUCAGGAAUGCCUGGAUACCGAUGCUGAAGGCUGGAUCGCUCCACAGCUCGAUAUUGAAGAGAAGCGGAGGCAAAACAGGGAGCUUCUAUCUUUGUACAUCAAGCGAAUGGCUGGAGAAAAAUCCCCCGACGAAGCAAGAGCGAUGUGGCCUUUCCCGGGAUGA